This is a messenger RNA of Chara braunii, 6253 nucleotides long. NCBI's taxonomy places the organism in Eukaryota, Viridiplantae, Streptophyta, Charophyceae, Charales, Characeae. The record is from the annotation of a GenBank genome assembly.
CCACAUCAGCAAUGCCACGUCAGCAGUGCCAUGUCAACAACAGUGCCAUGUUAGCAGUGCCACGUCAGCAACAGUGCCACGUCAGCAGUGCCAUGUCAGCAGUGCCCCGCCACCAUGACGGGCGCAGCUCUGGGCAUGCCAGGCCAACUGGCCAACGAGUCUCUUGCCGACUACAAACAGCGGUUCCAGACUCAACUCGCACUGAUCGAGGCUGAGGAACAGCGCCAGCUGGCAGCCGAGGCUGUCCGCCUACAAGCUGAAGCAGCGGCAACAACUGAGAAGCAGCGGAUUCAGGCCGAGGCUGAAGCAGACACCCAGGCACGCCGCAAGGAAGCCCAGGAACUGCUACAGCGGCAUGAAGCCACCAACGUUGAAAGGCUCAAGUAUUGGCACUUUGAACCAUCCGAGGAGCACGAUGACGCGACACCAGAGGAACAGCACAGGGAAUUCAUGGCCAAACUCGUGACUCGGUUGGUCUACACUUGUAACCACCUGAAGUCCGAGCUGGCGAAUAUGCAGCGGGCUAUGCGGAACCACAAGGCUCAGCAAGAGGAUGCAGCACGAGCACUUGAUUCCCGUAUGGAGCACUUGGAGCAAGUUGCACCAAGACCGGAGGCUGCAACACGUGACUGGCUCACGGAAUGGCAGAAGAUCGCGGCAACGCCCGAUCUUGACUUACCAUUUUCGCAUCUGCGCCGCGAGUUCUACAACAGGUCAGGUGCUGCAUUGAGCCUUGCACUUGGUGAUCGCGAGCAAUAUGCAACCUUCGCUGAAAUCAUUGACAAGGCGAGGGAGAUCAUCAAGACAAACAGGGCGGCUGCACAAGAGAAGUCAACGUGGCAGCCAACCUAUGUGGAGAAGGUGAAAACUGGUCUGCGACCGCAACAGUUCGCUGCAGUCCAAUCGGACAACAUUGUGGAAGACCCGACAACCACCCAAGCGUUACGUGAGGGAGAUCAGGUGGCUGCUGUCCAGCCGCGAAGCAACAACCAGUCCCGAGGAAACGGGAAGGCGAAAACCGCAUCAUCGGCCGGAAACGGACAGCUACACCAAGCACAAGACCUCCCUCUGCCAGGAUCGGGGCAAGGAGGAUGUUCGGCCUCGUAUCAACUCGGGAAACUGAGUUUCGCGGGAGGUGAGGCCACUCCACCUCCCACUCCGCCAGAUUCGGCCGCCUUGCUAGCGGCCUCCUACACACCUGGGGAGGAUGCGAAUGUCGUAAGUCCUCGGUUCACUUACGAGGAUUAUGUUGUCCACUUGGUCCCACUGUUGGACCAACCGCUCCACGUGCAACAAUCUACCGCAUGCACGGUUUCAUCACCAUCGGCAACCGACUCGGCAGCUUCGCCACCAUCUACCGUCGGGGAUUCAACGUCAUGGUCAAGACUUGAAGAGCUCGACCCGUUGACAUUUGCGGACUUCCAAUGGAUGCCCCUUCCCUGGUCUGGUCGAUUGCCGAAACCGCAUUGCAACGUGCUCAUGGCACAAUUGCGGGAUUACUUGCACACUGCAGUACCAACUCCGUUGAUGGACGUCGGAGUAGAGGUUGUCGACCUUCAAGCCUACAUUGCGAAGAUCGACCGCGAGUUCAAGACACAACGGUACGACGACAUCGACGCACCAUUGUUAUAUGUACGCAUUCAGAUCGGAGAGGCGACCUGCAGCGCUUUGAUCGAUUGCGGAGCAUCUUGCAAUUACAUGAGCCAGGACUUUAUGGUGCGCGCCGGCCUUGGCCCACGCGUCCAGAGGAAGUCCCAGCCGACGCAAGUCACGUUGGCGGACGGUCACACGCACAAGUUAAUAGAUCGGUGCAUUGACGACGUCCUCGUGUACUUUGCCCCGCAUGCAAGCGAGGCGGUGUCCUUCGAUAUUUUGGACACCAAAUUCGACAUGAUCUUGGGCCUGUCAUGGCUGCGAAGCGAGGAUCACCCGGUGAACUUCUACCGCCGCACCGUUCACGUUCGUGAUCGGAACGGAGUACUAGUCCCAUGCACGGUAGGUCCUCCUCACCCUUCGAUCAACUGCCACGUGGUGUCCGCCACAAGCAUGCGAGCUUCCAUCAUUAGAGACAACAUCGAGGAGAUGGGGGUGUGUUUUCUCCAUGCCCUCCCGCCCCAUGACGCUUCAUCGAUGGAUUCAUCUUCGGACCCACGCAUCACUGAGCUUCUCGACGCCUACGACGACGUGUUCGAAGGCCCGCACGGAGUAGUACCGGAUCGGCCCAUCUGCCACGAGAUCAUCCUCGAGGACGGGGCCGUACCUCCGUGCGGUUGCAUCUAUCGAACGAGCGAGGAGGAGUUAAGUGUGCUACGGGCACAACUCGACGACCUUCUGGAGAAAGGCUGGAUUCGGCCUAGCUCAUCGCCAUACGGUGCUCCUGUUCUCUUCGUCCGGAAGAAGAACAAGGAUUUGUGGUUGUGCAUCUAUUAUCGCAAGCUAAACACGCAAACGAUCAGAAACGUCGGCCCUCUUCCACGCAUCGACGACCUUCUCGAACGGCUGGGCGGCGCCAAGUUCUUCUCCAAGUUGGACCUUAAGUCGGGAUAUCACCAACUCGAGAUUCGGAAGGAGGACCGCUACAAGACCACGUUUAAGAUGCGAUAUGGGCAUUUCGAAUGGCUGGUUAUGCCGUUUGGCCUUACGAAUGCCCCGACCACUUUCCAAGCGGCUAUGACMACRGAGUUCCGACACAUGCUGGAUCGAUUCGUACUUAUCUACCUCGACGACAUCCUGGUGUACAGUCGGAGUUUGGACGAGCAUGUGGAACACCUGCGCACCGUUUUGGAGCGGCUGCGACAAGCCAAAUACAAAGCCAACCGCGGCAAAUGCGAAUUCGCGCGGCCGGAGAUGGAGUACUUGGGACAUUAUGUGACGCCGCAAGGCCUCCGCGAGUCCGGCACGAAGAUGAAACCAAGUUCGGCUCGACAUCCACAGACGGACGGGCAGACGGAGCGGGCACAUCAAACCGCUCAAAUGAUGCUUCGUACGCUCAUCCGUCCGGACCAGAAAGAUUGGGUUGACCGCCUCCCCGACAUCGAGUUCGCCUACAACACUUCGGUGCACCCGGCGAUCGGCGUGACUCCAUUCGAGUUGCACCACGGUGGACGGAAAGGCCAUAUCUUCGCCGACCUUCUCCUCCCACGACCAGCCGACAUUGACGCCGCUUGCUCUCCCGCUUCCGUCCGGAAGUACAGGGAAUGGCUGGCCCAAGCCCGCGCGAACAUGCAAAAGGCUCAAGUCCGCGUGCAGCAGCAAGCCAACAGGCGUCGCGUGCCAUGUCCCAUCCGCGCCAAUGAUCUGGUUUGGGUCUCCGCGGAAGAGUUUGCACUAGAACAGGAUGUUUCAUGCAAACUGCUUCCCAAGUGGUUUGGACCAUGGCCCGUAAUAUCAGCCGCGGGUGAUGAGCCCGAUGGCCCUUCAUUUGUGAUCAACAUCCCGACACAUCUGACGGUCCAUCCAAUCUUUCACGCCUCGAAGCUGGCAACAUAUACACCAGCUAAGAGCGACGACUUUCCGGGUCGACGAUCGCAGGACCCUCCAUCUAUGGAUGGUCAUCAGGAGGUUAACCGCGUCAUCACGGAUCGCAAGUAUGGCAGCAAGCCUUGCCAGUACAAGGUUACAUUCAGAGCAUGCGAUCCCGACGGCACUCGGUGGAUUUCAGGAACAGAUUUGAAAGCAUCCGCACCGCUGAUCUACGCUCACUAUGAGCGACAAAGGAUAGCUCAGAGAACUUCACGACCUGCCCCUCCCACCGGGACUGUGGUCCCUCCCUCAGACAGACAGCUUCGCCCUCGCAGAAUUACGCCCGAGGUCAAUUGCAAUUUGGGAGUGAUGAGUGGUGCCGUCCUGUUCAUAAAGGAUGAAUUGAAGCUCAACAGGGCAAGGGAAGAGAUUCUUGUAGGGUCAUUAAACAUGGUGGCUGUUGUUGGCGCACUCGUCUCUGGAAUUUUAUCAGAUGCGAUAGGGCGGCGGCGAACCAUGGUUGCAGCAUCAAUUUCGUUUCUUUCUGGUGCAGUAAUGAUGAGCGCUGCGCAGUCAUUCGCUAUGCUUCUUGUUGGGCGCACCAUCACUGGUAUAGGGGCCGGUGUUGGCCUCCUCAUAGCACCAUUGUAUACGGCUGAAUUAUCACCUCCAAGGCUACGCGGUUCGUUAGUUUCGGUGAACGAAGUCUCAAUCAACGUUGGCAUCUUGCUCGGAUAUGUAUCAAGCUACGUGUUCUCCUCAAUGGCAAUAGACACAGGCUGGAGAUGGAUGCUGGGAAUAGCUGCGGCGCCUGCCUUUGCACUUGGGUGCGGGGCACUUGUUUUGCCAGAGUCGCCAAGAUGGCUUGUAAUGCGGCGCCGGAUCAAUGAGGCCGAGGAGAUCUUAGCAAAGAUAUCCAGAGAUGGCAAGGAUGCAGAGGCCAGAUUGAAGGACAUACAGGAAAACCUAGGAUUAGGAUCAUUGGGUCAGGUGACGACAGCAGGAAGAUCAUCGAGGAUCGCCAGCGCAUGGCAGGAGAUCUUAAGGCCAAGUGGGCCAGUUCGCAAGAUGCUUUUGCUUGUCUUGGGAACAAACUUCUUCCAAAUGGCAUGCGGUAUUGAUGCUGUUGUUUACUAUACUCCCACAGUGUUUGCUCAAGCGGGGGUAGAUCCUAACAAGAAUGGUCUGCUUGCAGCUACAGUCCUUGUUGGUGGACUGAAGACCAUUUUUAUUGGCCUUGCGGUUCUAUACCUUGACAGGUGUGGCCGUCGGCCGAUGAUGCUGGUGAGUGCAAUAGGAGUUACCUGCUGUCUGAUCAUUGAAGGAGUAGCCUUUCUUACCCUCGACAAAAUCGCUGCCCCGAGAGACAACACGCUGCCCCUGCCCCCCACUGAGUAUCAUAGUGGGCUGCGAUUUGCGGCUGCGGUUGCGGUAGCAGGUAUCUGUGCUUUUGUGUCAUUUUUCAGUAUUGGCCUUGGGCCAAUCACCUGGGUUCUUACUUCGGAGGUUUUUCCGCUUCGCUUGAGGGCGCAAGCAAUGGUGCUUGGCGUUAUCGUCAACCGCAUCGUGAGUGGAGUGGUGGCGAUGACUUUCUUAAGCUUGAACAAUGCCAUAACGCCGGCGGGAACAUUCUUUGGAUAUGCUAUUUUGAGUUUCCUUGGCACCCUUUUCUUCUUUUUUUUGCUUCCGGAGACCAAAGGCGUAUCCCUAGAGCUUAUAGGGACACUGUUUGGCGAUGUCUAUCCCUUUGGCCAGAACAGUCUUGGUGGGUUGGAUCAGGGCUCAGGACGAAGUUUGAGGGUGGACGAUCCUUUGGUGGGAGAAGGCAGAGGAUGGAACAAUGGUCGGUCCACGGGGUUACCACCUGCGCACCCUUUGCCAACCCCUGCUCUUGCCGUUCACAGCGGGGGAAGUGUAGUGAGUGGAAGUGUGUUGAGCGCAAGUGUAUUAAAUGGUUCCCAGGACUACGACAUCUCACUGAAUGUGUGGAUGGCUGCUGAGAACAGAGAAGAUGGUGAGGGUGAGGGUGAGGGAGCUGGCAUUAGCCAAGCUUGCACAGAUGUCCCUGGUCGCCCACUUUUGCCACUGGAGAUUCCCAGAAGCGCAGAGCUUUCCGCUCAGAAACAUUGAUUGAUGUAUAGCAUGUUUCCGUUAACCUACUUUUGUGAUCCAUUUGCUUCUCACCUGCUGUUGAAAUUGAAAUUGGACACGGCCAUCUUUGGCAGGCUGUGGUCAUGCCAAAGGAUUCUCUCGACUUUCCAGCUUCGUGAACGCCAUCGCCUUCAGUUGUUUUUCUUUAGCGUCUUAGUUGUUUGCAUUCUUCCUUUGCUGCUCCCUUGCCCCUUUGUUUAUGCUCUUGGUAGGCGGACUUGCAAUGCAUAUCAGCAGCAAAACUCGAACUGGACACAGUAGUUUCACAACGCUGCCUUCAUGCUUCGGUGCUGCUGUCUUAACCAGCCAUCAUCUUGCCAUCAUUCUCCUGGCAGUCUGCUGCUCCGACUGCUUACCCCAGGCGGGUAUUGCUUGUUCUUCCACCUCUCCUGAGUUACAGGAAGUUAUGAACAUGUCUCAAUUCUUGUUCACAUUCUUUGGUAGAUGCACCAGCAGUGCAGUUAGCUGGAGGUUGUUAGCCCUCUUCUAGUGUCCUUGGAAGGGCAUCUAUCGGUUCUCAAAGCCGAGUCUUCCUCGUUGUAUUUGCAAGUCAACGAAUACUCUCCUCCCAUGUAUAAGUGGACCUCUCCCUUCUCUCUGUAUCUGAGUUCUGUAAAUGGGAUAAAGUUUCCUGGAUCAA